GGGGGUCGGCGGGCUUCCGGGCGGCGGCGGCGGCGGGCGCGGCGCGAUGUGCGAGCGGGCGGCGCGCCUGUGCAGGGCCGGCGCGCACAGGCUGCUCCGGGAGCCGCCGCCGCAGGGCCGGGCGCUGGGCGGGCUGCUGCGCUGGGUGGGCGCCAGGAUGGGGGAACCCCGGGUGCCGCUGGUCCCCGACGCCCCCGACGCCCCUGACGCCCUUGCCGUGGACCCUGCCGUGGACCCCGGCCCCUGCCCGGGCCCCGCCUCGCCGCGCGGGGGCACCGCUGUCAUCCUGGACAUUUUCCGCCGCGCGGACAAAAAUGACGAUGGGAAGCUGUCCUUGGAGGAGUUCCAGCUCUUCUUUGCAGAUGGCGUCCUCAACGAGACGGAGCUGGAGGGUCUCUUCCACACCAUCGACUCCGACAACACCAACCACGUGGACACCAAGGAGCUGUGUGAUUACUUUGUGGACCACAUGGGGGACUAUGAGGACGUCUUGGCCUCCCUGGAGACCUUGAACCAUUCUGUCCUGAAGGCCAUGGGCUACACCAAGAAGGUGUACGAGGGAGGAAGCAAUGUGGACCAGUUUGUGACCCGCUUCCUCCUGAAGGAGACGGCCAGUCAGAUCCAGUCGCUGCUGAGCUCCGUGGAGAGUGCGGUGGAGGCCAUUGAAGAACAGACCAGCCAGAUCCGCCAGAACCACGGCAAGCCCGGCCCCGGCGUGGUGCAGACCUGGUAUGGAAGCCCCAGUGCCCCCUGCGGCCCCAGCCACAAGCUCAUGGCCACAGAACGAGAGAGGAGCGUGCCUUCUGUCACCUCGGACCCCAAGGACGAGGGCCUGGAAGCCCAGAUCAGCCGUUUGGCAGAGCUAAUAGGACGGCUGGAGAGCAAGACCCUCUGGUUUGACCUGCAGCAGCGCCUCUCAGAUGAAGACGGCACUAACAUGCAUCUGCAGCUGGUCCGGCAGGAGAUGGCCGUGUGUCCUGAGCAGCUCAGCGAGUUCCUGGACUCGCUGCGACAGUACCUGCGGGGCACCGCUGGGGCCAGGAGCUGCUUCCACCUGCUGUGUUUUCCUGCCCAUCCAGAGACACCCCACCCCACCCCCAAAACCCAAUCAAUGCCUCAUUCUGCUGCAGCUACAGACUUAGAUGCACCAAGCUGCUCUGAUGACCUUCAUCUGUCGCAAAGGCAGGCCCCAUCGCCGCUGGGAGGCUGUCGGACGGCUUCACCUUCGUGGUCUAUGAGUUCUGGGAGACAGAGGAGGAGUGGAAGAGGCACCUGCAGAGCUCCGUGUGCAAGGCGUUCCGGCACAUCAAGGUGGACACGCUGAGCCAGCCGGAGGCCCUCUCCAGGAUCUCGGUGCCAGCUGCCAGGAAUUGUAGUCCACAAAUGGGUGUGCAACAUCAGUGCCAGGUGUGCAGAGGGUCCGAGAGGUGAGGAGGGCAGGGCAGAGACACAAGUUGGCCCUACAACCUUGGAACAACGGGAGAGGCCACAGGACAGGGCCUCAGCCAAGACCGGAGGCCGAGGUCACUGGGGAGGUGGGCCCAGAGCCCCGGCAUGAGCCCCCCCAGGCCAGGGCAGGCCCCACCCACCUUCACAGCCCCACUGACAUCCCCUCCACAGGCCUGUGAUUCACAGCCUAGCCCGUCCAGCACCCAGAGUGGGCCCGGGGGAAGGAGGGAUAUGUUUGCAGGUGCUGCUCUCCUGCCCUUCACUACAGUCCCCAUGGGACACGGGGAAGGGGCUACAGGUUCCCAACAACCUUCCCUGCUUAACGUGUCUCUCCUG
Messenger RNA from Myotis myotis, 1785 nucleotides. RefSeq names its product N-terminal EF-hand calcium binding protein 2 (gene NECAB2). Gene Ontology annotation, biological process: regulation of amyloid precursor protein biosynthetic process. Lineage: Eukaryota; Metazoa; Chordata; Mammalia; Chiroptera; Vespertilionidae. The transcript has 14 exons. Gene Ontology annotation, cellular component: cytoplasm. Gene Ontology annotation, molecular function: calcium ion binding. The coding region runs from base 47 to 1324 and encodes 425 amino acids. The record is from RefSeq and is a predicted model, not a curated record.